CUGCGAUCUGCCGAUCGGGCUUUGACCUCGAUAUUUCGAGUCGCAUGCUUUUGAAAAUUUGAAUGAGCCAGUUCAUUGGAGCACUUUGCCAAUAAUUUUUGCCAGAUCAAAAGUAAAGAAUAUAAACGGCUGAAUCUGGUUUACGAUGGUUGAUCUUUGACCGUAUUUUCCGACAUCGAGGAAUCUUCUGUUAGACGUUGUUGGAGCAGGAGAUGUCUCUUCUUGAGGGCGAUCCGAAGCGUGCGCAUGCCCGUGAUCUCCCUGAUGCUAUUGGUGAAACUGGCAAGCAUUCAUCACAAAAUGCUUCAUUAGAGGAUGCUCCCUAUAGUUUUGUAAACCUGCAGCAUCCUUCCAGUAUCCUUCGUGGACUAUAUGGUUUAAAGGCCAGUGGGGCUUUCUGCGAUGUUAUCUUGCACGGAUCCGACGCCGUUCCGGGCUCCAUGGGAGUCUCCUGUCAUCGUCUUGUUCUGAGUGCUUGCAGCAGUUAUUUUCGUGGAAUGUUCACUUCGAAGAUGGACGAAGCCAGUAAGGACGAAAUUCAGCUGCAGAACAUCACGGGAUGCACUUUGAAAGAUGUGAUUAAUUACGCAUACUCGUCGGAGAUAUGUAUCGAUAAGAAUAAUGUGCAGUCGCUGUUGGCCGCUGCAACCUUCCUGGAUAUUGGUCCCAUUCGGGAUGCAUGUUGCAGCUUUCUGGAACGGAAUAUGGACGAAACCAACUGUCUGAUGAUGCAUUGCUUCGCCGAACUGCAUUCGUGUACAAUGCUGGCUGAAAAAGCGAAGAAUUUUGCUCUACAGCGUUUUGCCGCUGUAUCACAGUGCGCGGAGUUUCUUGAGAUGGUCAAAGACAAGGUGAUUGAUUUAAUUGGAUCGGAUGACUUAAAUGUCGAACGGGAGGAGACCGUCUUCGAUGCCGUGGUGCACUGGUUACUCCACGAUCCCAUUCCCCGGACGCCGCAGUUUGCGGAAAUUUUGCAAUAUGUUCGCUUGCCGCUUCUGAGUCCAUAUUAUCUUGAAGAUAUUGUGGCCCCAUUGAGUGCCAUCCAGGACAAUCCAGCUGCUCAAGAUCUCCUUCGAGAAGCAAGAUACUUUCACGAGUUGCCCAAUCGCCGAAUAGAAUGGACAUCCUCGCGCUGCCGAUUACGAAAAUCGUUUGGUUUUGCGGAAGUUAUUGUUUGUGUGGGUGGUGAGGAUGAUAAAGUCGUGCUGCGCAGUGUCGAGUGCUUCAAUCCGCUGAACUCUCAGUGGUGUCACCUAAAAAGCCUUCCACAGGCUGUUAGCAAAGCGGGACUAGUCAUAACUGGAGAAAAUUUCAUGUACCUGUGUGGUGGGGAAUUUCCUGAUGGGUCGGCUGUGCGACAAGUGUAUCGUUACGAUCCGAUUCUGGACGAAUGGCGCGAUAUGGCUCCCUUGCAGCAGGCCCGCUCCGAAGUGGGAGUUGCACUCGUGGACGACCAUAUAUAUGCCAUCGGAGGUUACGAUCGAGUCCGCCGACUGGAGACAGUUGAGCGCUAUGACCCUCACGCCAAUAGAUGGCAGAAUGUGGCCAACCUGCGGACACCGCUGAGUAAUUGUGCCGUUGUAGCGUAUCGCAGUUAUUUGUACAUCUUUGGAGGAGUGAUAUCGUCGGAAAGCUAUGAGAGCACAAAUUAUGCAUUUCGCUAUGAUCCGAAGAAUAACAUGUGGAGCGACUUGGCUAGAAUGCCGACCAACCGCAGCGGAUGCGCGGCUUGUGUUGGUCCAAGCGGCUUAAUUUACGUAAUCGGUGGAAUUGUAAGCGGCCAGGAAACUCUGAAUCGCGUGGAUGCGUAUGAUCCCAGUACGAAUCAGUGGAUAAAGAAAUGUGAUAUGAACACGAAACGGUAUCGACCGGGUGUGUCCGUUUUGGACAAUAAAAUAUACGUUCUGGGCGGAGAGAAGUAUUUGGACAACCAUUCGUCGGAAAUCGAGUUUUAUGAUGAGGCCGCAGACACUUGGACUGUUCAUAAAAGCGAACUGCCUUGUUCCAGAAGUUGGCUGAGCUGUGUGGUCAUGAGAAUUAAGAAAGGCGACCCAAAUGAUCCACCAACGCGCACUAGUCGGGAUAACAGAAUUGGAUGGUCCCGUCCAUGAUAAGCUGGCGUUAUUGUUCGGUAAUCUUUCUGGUCUUAUGUUUGUUACCUCAGCAGAACAAUGAAAUAUCGAAUUUACUGUGAUAGAUUUUACCUAAUCAAUUUCUGCCAUGUGUUAUAAGCGUUCCUUCUCUCAAUUUUGUUUGGUGAUGUGACGCAGUAUUGCUAAUGGUUUGUUAGUGCACUGGGUUUUUGAAUGUUUUUUGGUUUUAAAGUCAUAAUGCGAUCCUCAUUUGUGCAUGCAUGAUCCAGAUUUUGGUGGUUUUUGUUAGUCUCAGUUGGUGAAAUAUUCUGAUAAAGUUUCGAACUGAA
This is a messenger RNA of Paramacrobiotus metropolitanus, 2422 nucleotides long. Its product is annotated as kelch-like protein 2. Gene Ontology annotation, molecular function: protein binding. Bases 213 to 2111 code for a protein of 632 amino acids. The record is from RefSeq and is a predicted model, not a curated record. The transcript has 8 exons. Lineage: Eukaryota; Metazoa; Tardigrada; Eutardigrada; Parachela; Macrobiotidae.